UACACUAAACACAAAUCCUUUCUCCCUAAAAAUCAAAUAUGCCUCUAGUCUUCAACAGCACUCAACACUCCCAGCCGCAGCCGCAGUCAUCACACGAUUCAUCCUCCUCCGCCGGCAGCGCCGCCACGUCAUCGUCGGGGAGUCAGCAGCACCACCAGCUAGCGGCGGAGGUGCCGAAAAAGAGGACGGGGAGGAGGGUUUUCAGGGAGACGCGCCACCCGGUCUACAGAGGCGUGAGGAGCCGGAAAGGCGACAAGUGGGUCUGCGAGCUUCGCGAGCCCAACACCGGGACACGUGUCUGGCUCGGAACCUACCCGGACCCGGAAAUGGCGGCCCGGGCCCAUGACGUGGCGGCACUGGCGUUCCGCGGGAAGUCGGCCUGCCUCAACUUCGCCGACUCCGCCUGGCGACUUCCCAUCCCGGCUUCCACCGAGGCUGAUGACGUCAGGAGGGCGGCGGCCGAGGCCGCCGAGAUGUUUCGCCCCGGCGGCGGCAGCGAGACGGAGGCCGCGGACGAGCAGGAACAUGUUGACAACGGUGGUGAUAGCUAUAGAAAUGAUGUGGUGUUUUACGUGGAGGCUGAGGAGGAGCUGGAGAUGCCGAGGUUGCUGUCGGAGAUGGCGGAAGGGCUGCUGCUGUCUCCGCCGCCGUGCUAUGGAGGCGGAUGGAGCUACGUGGAGGAGAGGUCCGGUGGUGAUAAUAACAUUGCUGCUGAAUAUGAUUGGUCGCUGUGGAGUUAGUAAUUGCUGUACUAGUUAUAUACUUGAGUUGUCCCAAAAAAAAAAAAAGUUACUGUAGUACUCGUGAAAUUUUAAAGCAGUGGAGUGAGAAUGUGAGAUGACGAGCGUCGUACGUCCUUGUUUGCUGAAGCAUUCUGCACCAAGUUGUAAGGGGAAUAGUCUUGGUGUUCUUUUCUCUCGUUUUUCAAUUUGGUUGUCGUUUUAGGAUUCUCGUCCAAUGUUUAUUGGGACGAGGGAGGGGAAAGGGACUGGUCUUGUGUGCCUAUAAAUAUCUUUUAUUUGU
Molecule: messenger RNA, 1023 nt
Organism: Linum trigynum
Lineage: Eukaryota; Viridiplantae; Streptophyta; Magnoliopsida; Malpighiales; Linaceae
Source: the annotation of a GenBank genome assembly